This is a messenger RNA of Camellia sinensis, 1274 nucleotides long. The record is from RefSeq and is a predicted model, not a curated record. Lineage: Eukaryota; Viridiplantae; Streptophyta; Magnoliopsida; Ericales; Theaceae.
AACAACGUUUGACAUAGAUAGGACCAAGUGUGGUCGAGGUAUGCUAAGGGAAUAAAGGAGUAGGGCACUGGAGUCAGAGUGGAUGCACAGUUUGAUGCUACCUUUGAACCAGUAGGGGACAGAGCUGCCUCGCUUAAGGGACAAUUGGGGCAUAUAGUACGCAGCGGGCAUAUAGAGUUCCCCUCAAAUACAUUAAUUGGAACUCAGUACCCAAAGAUGUCAUAGAGUCCAUUUGGAAAGAGGUUAAGGUAUAAAUCAAAUUUUCAAACAUUCUGGUAUCCUUAUUCUGAUAUUUGCUAAUUUGGUACUUUGUAGGAUAACUUGAUAUUUGCUCCAGAGGGUUUUAAGCUAGUUUGCUUGGAUUUGUGUAAUAAGAUGCGGAAGGAUCACAAGAACAAGACAAAAAGCAAGUUCUAUGUGCCCUUUAGGACAUCUCUAGAUAUUAGUUUCAAAGUGCCUGUGAAUAUAAUACCGGAGCAGUGGAGAGAGCUCGUGGAGUAUUGGGGGAGCAAGGAAGCAGAGGAGAUAGCAACCCGAAAUUCAAAAAAUCGAAAGCUUCGUGGCAUAACUCAUAAGACGGGGCGAAAGCACUUCUCCCAAAUACACUAUGAGAUGAAAAAAAUGGUGAGAGAACCGAUAAGAAGCGUCUCUUCAUUAAGACACAGAAAAGAUGAUCCAGAAAUGGCUUUGCUCGUGACACAAUUCAAUGAGCACCUCUCUAAGGUGCCUGAGCACUUGCGGACAACAGAUACGCUAGAUCAGAUUUUCUGUGAGAUGGUAGGAAAGGAUGGAAAAAGUUAUUGUCAGACCUAUAGUUCUGCAGUGAGUGCAUUGGAUAAACAGGACACAAACCCAUCCUAUGCAUUCAAUCUUUCAACAAUCAUAGAGAUCGCUCAACAAGUCAAGGAGGAGGUGAAAGAGAAAUUUAGACUAGAAAUCGAGCAAUUGAAGGCGCGAAUUACUUUUUUGGAGUCCCAUUGUUGGAAUGUAGAUGUGGAGUACAAAAAAUAGUAUACAUAGAUAUUUUAACAGCUUUAAAUUAUAUAGAUGCAAAUGUUAACAUGUGAUAUAAAAUUUUGUAGGUUUCGGAUGCAUCUAGUGAGCACCUAUUUGUGGAGUCCGUAGGAGAUGACAUUUCACAGUCACAAGAAGAUUCUCAUGCGCCAUCACCAUCUUCAUGAUCUUCUAAAUAGGUAAACAUACAUACGUUAAAAUGCAAAACAUAGUUAAGGGUUGUCCGACUGAAAACCCUUUGUGGCAUUAGGAGGUUGAGA